UCAGCUUAUCAGGGAGAGAGUGCACGAGAGGUAGUUGUGCCAUCAGUUUUUAUUGGUCUCAAAGCCAGUUACGUUUCACAUCAGUACCCCUACAUGAUCUAUCUCUUGAGGUAAAAGUUAUCUUAUAUCAUAGAUUAAAUUUCUUCACCAAGAAAAAAGAAGAGAAAAACAAGUCUCGUACGUACCCUUUUCAUUGCGUUGACUCUCCUCCACUCUCUCCCUCCGUCUGAUCUGCUUUCCACUUAUUCAUGCACCAUGGAAAUGGCACAGGAAAUUCGGUUCUUCGAGUUGAACACGGGAGCUAAGAUCCCUUCUUUGGGACUGCGGACGGCGCAGGUCGACCCUAGCCUCGUCGGUGAAGCCGUGGCCACUGCCAUCAAGGUUGGAUACCGCCAUAUUGAUUGCACUCAACUCUAUGGCAAUGAAAGGAGGUAAAAUAUUUUCUGAAAACUUGGUAUUGGUCUCAUUCUGAAGAAACUAUUUGAAGAUGGUGCGGUGAAGCGUGAGGAUUUGUGGAUUACCUCUAAACUCUGGAGCAUUGAUCAUGCACCUGCAGAUGUUUCAGAGGCUUUGGAUACUACUUUGCGAAACUUGCAACUUGAUUAUCUUGACUUGUACCUUAUCCAUUUGCCAGUCCGGAUGAAGAAGGGGUCAAUAGGCAUUAAACCAGAAAACCUCAUUCAACCAGAUAUACCUAGCACGUGGAAAGCAAUGGAAGCGCUCUAUGUUUCUGGAAAGGCUCGAGCAAUUGGUGUCAGCAAUUUCUCUUCAAAGAAGCUUGGCCAUCUGUUGGAGGUAGCACGCGUGCCUCCUGCUGUAAACCAAGUGGAGUGCCACCCCUCAUGGCAGCAGCCAGGAUUACAUGCAUUUUGUAAAUCCAAGGGAGUUCACUUAUCUGGAUAUUCGCCAUUAGGCUCUCCUGGCACUACGUGGCUCAAGAGUGAUGUUCUUAAGAAUCCAAUUCUAGGUAUGGUUGCAGAGAGAGUAGGCAAAACUCCUGCACAAGUAUUCCUUCGUUGGGGCCUGCAAACGAGUCAUAGUGUGCUUCCAAAGAGUACUCAUGAAGGAAGGAUUAAGGACAACUCUGAUAUCUUCGACUGGUCUAUACCUAAAGUCUUGCUCGCCAAAUUGUCCGAAAUUGAGCAUGCAAGAUUGAUAACAGGGAACUUCGUCUUUGUCCAUGAGACUUUUGGUCCGUACAGGACUGUUGAGGAAUUAUGGGAUGGCGAAAUAUGAGCAGCGAGAUAACUGUUGGUUCAUUAGAAAAUGAGGGCAAAGUGUUGUCAUGCUCUAUAUUCUUUUUUUUUUUUUUUGUUUUGUGAUAUUUCGAGGGAAUU
Molecule: messenger RNA, 1337 nt
Organism: Juglans microcarpa x Juglans regia
Lineage: Eukaryota; Viridiplantae; Streptophyta; Magnoliopsida; Fagales; Juglandaceae
Product: NADPH-dependent aldo-keto reductase, chloroplastic-like
Exons: 9
Cellular component (GO): cytosol
Molecular function (GO): aldose reductase (NADPH) activity
Source: RefSeq, a predicted model, not a curated record